Messenger RNA from Lodderomyces margitis, 216 nucleotides. It is a transcript of the gene ATX1, whose product is annotated as copper metallochaperone. The transcript has a single exon. The record is from RefSeq and is a predicted model, not a curated record. Gene Ontology annotation, cellular component: cytosol. NCBI's taxonomy places the organism in Eukaryota, Fungi, Ascomycota, Pichiomycetes, Serinales, Debaryomycetaceae. Gene Ontology annotation, molecular function: copper chaperone activity; metal ion binding. Gene Ontology annotation, biological process: copper ion transport. The coding region runs from base 1 to 216 and encodes 71 amino acids.
AUGCCACACAAGUACCAUUUCGACGUCACCAUGUCCUGUUCCGGAUGUUCUGGAGCUAUUGACCGUGUAUUGAAAAAACAAGAUGGUAUAUCCAACUACAACGUCUCUUUAGAGAACCAAUCUGUUGAUGUUGAAACUGACAAGGAUUACGACACGAUUUACAAUGUGAUUCAAAAGACUGGUAAAAAGAUCAAUGGUGGUAAAAUUGUUAGUUAA